ACCUGCUUGGGAAAGAAAUGAUCAUUCAGUGAAGUCCUCUGGCUGCUUUCAGUGAUCCUUUCUCUGCUCCAGCGAUAGCGGCGCGUUUGCCGGGGAGAAAGCUGGAGGCUAUCCCCAGGGUGCCCGAGACCUCCAAGAAGACAAGAGCAAGUGCAGAAGGAGAUAAAUGAGGCUGUUGCUCGAUAACCUCAUGGGGACAAAGACAAGGUGACUAUCUGCUCAGGAGCUUUGGAUGAGGUCUCUCACCUGCCACCGCCGUGCCCUGCCACCCUGGGUAAUUCUAACACAAAACCAAGGGCCAGGCAAGCCACGCGUGUCAAAAGAAGACAGAGAUGGCCACGAAGCAAGCUGAACAUAACCAAAAUGCUACCGUCAACCUCAACUUUGCUGCAAUCUACAAUCUCCACGAUGGGGAUUUAACCUCCUUGCGAAACUUCUCCUUCCCUUUCAAUUUCAGUUACAGCGAUUACGACCUGCCACUGGACAGUGAAGAUGACAUGACCAAAACCCGCACCUUCUUUGCAGCCAAGAUUGUGAUUGGGGUGGCCCUGGUUGGAAUCAUGCUGGUCUGUGGCAUCGGCAACUUCAUCUUCAUAGCUGCUCUCGCCCGCUACAAGAAGCUGAGAAACCUCACCAACCUGCUGAUUGCAAACCUGGCCAUUUCGGACUUCAUUGUGGCCAUCGUGUGCUGCCCCUUCGAGAUGGACUACUAUGUGGUGCGGCAGCUGUCCUGGGAGCAUGGCCACGUCCUCUGUGCCUCAGUCAACUACUUAAGGACCGUCUCCCUCUAUGUUUCUACCAACGCUCUCCUGGCUAUAGCGGUUGACAGGUAUCUGGCCAUUGUCCACCCAUUGAAACCACGCAUGAAUUAUCAAACAGCAACCUUCCUAAUCGCCUUGGUCUGGAUCGUCUCCAUACUCGUAGCUAUCCCAUCUGCAUACUUCGCUACUGAAACGGUGCUAUUUAUAGUGAAAAACCAGGAGAAAAUUUUCUGUGGUCAAAUUUGGCCAGUUGACCAGCAGAUGUACUACAAAUCAUACUUCCUCUUCAUCUUUGGCAUUGAAUUUGUUGCACCUGUGAUUACAAUGACCUUGUGUUAUGCCAGGAUCUCUCGGGAGCUCUGGUUUAAAACCGUACCAGGAUUUCAGACAGAACAGAUAAGAAAGAGGCUUCGAUGCCGAAGAAAAACCGUUAUGGUACUGAUGUGCAUCUUGACUGCCUAUGUUCUCUGCUGGGCACCUUUCUAUGGCUUCACAAUUGUCCGUGACUUUUUUCCCACCAUCUUUGUAAAAGAGAAGCAUUAUCUUACUGCUUUUUACAUAGUUGAAUGCAUUGCUAUGAGUAACAGCAUGAUAAACACCAUGUGUUUUGUAACUGUAAAGAACAACACCAUGAAGUAUUUCAAGAAGAUCAUGUUGCUCAGAUGGAGAUCAACAUACAACGGAAGCAAAUCGAGCACAGAUUUAGACCUGAGAACAAGUGCAAUGCCAGUUACAGAGGAGGUAGACUGCAUAAAACUGAAAUGAAUUUUCUGCAGUUCUAAUCUCAUAUACUUUGGAGAGAGGGUAAAAAGGAAAUAAUGCCUCCUCAGAAGCUUUUCCCUUGGCUGUGGGAAUAUCCACCAUUGGUGAGAGCCCUUGAAAAGCAGCCUACUGUGCAUUUCCACCAGAAUACUUUUCACUGGACUGAUGUAUAACCCCAUAACUCAGAUGCCGUGCUCAGUUCACCCAUCUGUAAAUUUGGGAUGUAGACACUCAUUUUAGAGUUGUUUAAAAUUUAAGGUGAACAAAAAGGUCUAUGAAUGCAUUAAAGCCUAUUACAAUGAUGGAAGAGUUGGUUGUUGAUCCUAGCAAUGAUGUCGCUUUGUUUCUUCUUAAGAGAACUCUCUUAACCCCUUUGAGCUUAUCGUUAAUACCUUCAAGCUAUUUGUUGUCCUUCUGCUUACAAGAAGAAGGAUGACAAAAAUGCCCAUGUUGCUUCAUGUCACUCUUUAUCCUCUCAGUUUAUCCCUCAUAAUGAAGCUCCUUGAAGUCUACAGACUACCAGCUUUCUAUUGUCCAAUGCGCAGCAUGCUCUUAUGAAAGGCACAGUCUCUACUGCUUCACAGUCUAGUGAAAACCUCAAUUCUCUUCCUGUGACACCUCAUUUAAGAAUAUUCUAUCAGCAUUCCACUCUGUAGAUUGAUGCAGUGUUGCUCUGUUUAUUAUGUAUUUGGAAAUGGCACAGUUACAUAUUGAAAGGGGCCUGUUCCCUUCUCUCACCUCCUGGAACCCUAUGGCCAGCUUCUGCUGCCUUGAGUCACUGGAAAAGUCUUCAUAGAAAAUCAUAGAGGUGGGGAGCAAGGUCUCCAGACUGUCUAGUCCAACCCUCUGCUCAAGUAGGGUGAGCUAGAACAGGUUCCCCAGGACUGUGUCCAGUUGGGCUUUGACUCCAGGGAUGGAGACUCUACAGCCUCCUGGACAACCUGUGCCAGUGUUCAAUAGCCCUCAGAGUAAAAAAGUGUUUUCUUCUGUUCAGAUGGAAUUUCAUGUGUUUCAACUUGUUUUGCAGUGGGACCCAUGUAAAAGAAUAGCGUGUUAGUGGGAAAAAAAAAUCCAUCCUGCUGAACCAGGCCUAGAUAUCUUAUCAAGUCUAUGUACACCUUCAAAAUAAUGUACAAGUAGGGCCAACAUAGCACAGACACCUUGAGACAACCUGUCCUUCUACAAACAAUGGAGACGGACUCUAGGCUUCAGCAAGCCAGUCACUGGUUGACUUGAGUAGCUCAUUCUCUGGUCAAACAUGAAGCAACAACUUAAGAUGAAUUCUGCAUUGCCUCCUCCAGUGCUGUUUUUACUAUUCUGAUUUUGUGCAACAUCAGGGUGGGUGGUUCUUAACUGAUAAUCGUGAUAAAGCAGGUGACAGUAGCAGUAAUACCUACUCAUUUAAACUACACAUAAGAUAUCAGAGACUUUUGUGUAUUGAAAUUGUCUUUUCUGUUGUGAUGACAAAGUAUGUGGUACUGCCUACUUUUGGAGUAAAUGGCUUUUGUAAAUAAUUUGUCUAUUUGUGAAUUUAAAGUGAGCAGCAAAUCCUGCCAAUAAAACAAUAAACAUGCAGUCAAUA
This is a messenger RNA of Calidris pugnax (ruff), 3105 nucleotides long. Its product is annotated as prokineticin receptor 2. Gene Ontology annotation, biological process: neuropeptide signaling pathway. Gene Ontology annotation, molecular function: neuropeptide Y receptor activity. The coding region runs from base 333 to 1526 and encodes 397 amino acids. Gene Ontology annotation, cellular component: membrane. The record is from RefSeq and is a predicted model, not a curated record. NCBI's taxonomy places the organism in Eukaryota, Metazoa, Chordata, Aves, Charadriiformes, Scolopacidae. The transcript is spliced from 3 exons.